AUGUCCGCUGAACUCUGGCGGAUGGGAGGAGAUAGGGUGUUCGAUGACUUUGCUGUGGCAUUGGCGAGGGCCUGUUUCGAAGCCUGGACGAUGUCCACUCGGAAGUGUCGCAGCGACGAGAGGCUGACAGCAGAAGUUGCAGAGCUGCGAUCAGAGCUGGCUGAGUCGCAGCAGCUCCGCGCCUUAAGUCAAGCGCAAGUGAAGCGCCUGGAGCGGCAGCUUGCAACGGAGCAAGAGUGGUGCAUGGAAGCAUCCAGGUUCUGCGCCCGAUCAAGGGACAAUUGCAGCGAGGACUCCACUGGACCGCCAUAUUCGGCCGGCAGCCCGGAGCCGGACCGACGGCAGGAGGAGUGGCGCCAAGCCCUGGACAGGGCCCUUCUCGAGCGAGACCAGGCGAGAUUGGAGCGCGAGGAGCUCCGACUGGAGCUAGUGGCAAUUUUUCGUGUGUGCUCGUGUUGUUGGCAUGCAACUGUCAUUACCGACUCCUUUCAUGAGGUUAAUUUGGACAUGUACACUCCCAGUGCAGCAGAGGAAGACCUACGUGGGCCUGUCGUCUCCAAGCAAGAGUUCUGCACGCUCCUGCAAGUCGACAUGGCUGUUGCCAAUGCCGCAGUCAAGCUCCAGACAACCAGCCCGUUCUUUGCUGCCGCAGCUCAGCUGCAUGUUGUGGAUUUUCUUUCUGCGUGCAAUUUCCUUGAGGAGUUGAAUCCUGGAUUUGUGCAGAACUUGCUUGCCUUCGAGCAGCUGCGGAGUGGGACGUCGCCUCCGGAGCGCUCCGAAGCCGUCCAGCAGCUUACGGCUGCCGUUUCGCAUAGGGGUGCAGUCACUUUGUUGUCAUGUUCGAUGCUCUUAGCUUUGCAGCUGAUGCUUGACAUUCUUGGGCCCAGUGCCUGGAAAGACUGGUACGACAGCGGGGUGAGUGCUCCCGAGACACAUCCGCUGAAAUUGCUGCUGACAGAUCCACAGCUGGCGAAGUAUCUCUGGAGCUGCACAACCUGUGGCGGCCAGAUGUCUGGCACGACUUUGCAGGUCAGGGAUGACAUGGAGCAGCUUCAGGGCAGUGCCUCCCUUGAGGAGUGGACGGGUGCUCUGGCUCUGACCAUGUCAAGAUCCCUGUGUGAGGAUGGGGAGGGAAGGCCCGUUCUUGCCAUAGGCGUCGACCUUCUGCAGGCAGCAGAAGAACCAGUCGUGCGGGUUGAGCCGUACUAUGGUAAGGAAGGUGCUGUAAUGGGCAUGGGUGGUUCUGGGCCUGAGCGAUUUAUGGGCAUCAACAUUGUGGCCAUUGAGGAUAUUGAGGCUGGGAUGGAGCUGACGGCUGCCUACUUGCCUCAACCACACGGUGGCAAGUACCUGGAGCGCUUUGGCUUCGUGCCACAGUGGCUACAGGGGGACUUGGCGGAGUCCGCGGCGCAGCUGUCGUUCGCUCCGGUGGAUGAAGACGAGGAUGACUUUGCCGGGGUGAAGGAGAGCUGCCUGGAGGACCUAGGGUUGUCAACAGCGCCGAUGGAGUUUGUCUUCAGCCUCAACGAGGGAAUUCUGCCACCACGCGAGUCAGAGGACUGGGGCUCAAAAUCCGAAAUAGAGAAGAUGGUUCAAUUGCUUCGUUUUAGCUGCUGUGGCGGUACAGAUUCUUUUCUUAUGGAUGCUGUCUAUGUUAAUCGAUUCUGGAAGAAUUGCAAUUAUCGCAUUUCCCGGAACAACGAGACCGCGGUCUGCCAAACCGCGAUUGCGGAGUGCAAUCGCUGGUUGAACCGGUUCAAACAGGCGGAGGAAGCCGACGAAGCCGACCCCGACCGAGUGCCUGCAAGUAGCCUGGCGAAGGCUGCUGCUGAUCUUCGACGGUCGGAGCGAGAGAUUCUUGUGUCCGUCAAGACGGUCUUCCAGCAGGAGCUGGAUCUUAUUCAGAUUGACGACACGAUUCGCUACUGGGUAGAUCGGGCGAUGGACGAAGCCUUCCCAGACAGAACGGACAGGAGUGUCCAGGGCUACUAG
Molecule: messenger RNA, 1992 nt
Organism: Symbiodinium pilosum
Lineage: Eukaryota; Dinophyceae; Suessiales; Symbiodiniaceae
Source: the annotation of a GenBank genome assembly